GUUGUUUAUCGAUCAGAGAUUUGAUCUUUACUAAGCAAAAUCUGAAACCAAAGGGAAAAACCCAGAGAAGAAAAAGAUGUACCCUUUGUCUUCAAUUCGACAAGCUCAGCUUUUCUCUACUUCAGCUUUGCUUCAACGCUUUAGUAGCUUCAACUGGGUCUCUCAAGCUUCCUCCAACGGCUCUGGUUUUCUCGGUUGUUUAAAGAGUUUCAGUGCUGGUGCAAAAUUUUAUGAGAAUGUUGGAAAUCCGCGGACGAAUUUGGAUCAACAGAGUGUGAACAAUAAUGUCUCUGCUAUAUAUGCGUCAAGUUUCCGGAGUUUUAGGCAUCUUUCAUAUCAGAGGCAUUUUGAGACAGGGUGGGAUCCAAAACGUCAGAGGGGUUUUGAGAUAGCGAGGGGUUCCGAGACCAUGAACUUGGUGAGGAAAGUACUAGAGGAAGAUGGAAAGAGCAUCUUUGGGGGUUCUCAAUUUCUUCGAUACAAAAAUUUUGAGCAAGAUGCCGAUUUUGUGCACAUAAAGCUUAUGCGCAACAAUACCUUUGUCACUGUGACAGAUUCAAAUGGAAAUAAGAAAUGUGGAGCCUCAUCUGGACAGUUGUCUGAGCUAAAAGGGGGUGCAAAAGUGUCUCGGUAUGCUGCUGAAGCAACAGCAGAACAUGUGGGGCGGCUGGCAAGAAAUAUGGGGAUUAAAUCAGUUGUGGUAAGAGUGAAAGGUUUUACUCAUUUUAAGAAGAAAAGGCAAGCAAUCCUCAGCUUUCGUGAGGGCUUUAGUGAUUCUCGGUCAGAUAAUCCUGUUGUACACAUUGAGGACACCACUAGACGUCCACAUAAUGGAUGCCGGCUUCCUAAGAAAAGACGAGUUUAACUGCCUUGCUUUGACUAGGGGACUGUGCCUUUUUAUCUAGGGCUUGCUAGAAGAGGUGGAAAUUUUUUUUUGCAAGAGGUGAUAGUGUGUUGGUUGAUGUGGGGAUGAUACUCCUUUUUAUCAGUUCCCUUGAAUCUUUCUUGGUUAGUUUAUUAUCAGUUCCUUUCAAUUCUCUCUAACUUUUGCUCUAUUUGUGUCUGAUACACUGCUUGUUUGUCAUCAGAUUUGAGGAAGUAGUUAAUGAGAUUUGUAUCUCACUCUUAUCUUACAGAAAGGUUAAAUCUUCUUUGUAUGUAGAAGAGUUAAUGUUCUUUAUAUGUCUUGUUUCUGAUCUUAUUUUGCUGAA
Molecule: messenger RNA, 1211 nt
Organism: Theobroma cacao (cacao)
Lineage: Eukaryota; Viridiplantae; Streptophyta; Magnoliopsida; Malvales; Malvaceae
Gene: NFD3
Product: Ribosomal L18p/L5e family protein
Biological process (GO): translation
Cellular component (GO): ribosome
Molecular function (GO): structural constituent of ribosome
Source: RefSeq, a predicted model, not a curated record